This is a messenger RNA of Panicum virgatum (switchgrass), 2640 nucleotides long. Its product is annotated as BURP domain-containing protein 14-like. NCBI's taxonomy places the organism in Eukaryota, Viridiplantae, Streptophyta, Magnoliopsida, Poales, Poaceae. The record is from RefSeq and is a predicted model, not a curated record. The coding region runs from base 279 to 2369 and encodes 696 amino acids. The transcript has a single exon.
AUUGUGAAAUGUGAAGAGGGAGCUCCCAAACUCACGGUUGACUGAAAGAGUAUUUCAGUUUGAACAGAGCAGCGACUUUUCUUCUGAUUUCUGACUCCUCGAACGCAUGGCAUCCGUGUGCCGGUACGAAUCCCAGUACUACCACGCCCCAACCUCGCUCACCUGUUUUCCACAAUCACGCCCCUUCGCCCUCCCUCCAAACUUACCAGCUCCUAUAAAUCUCCCACCGCAUCGCAACUCCUCCCUUCCAAACCCCCAGCCACCCACAACUUGCAACAAUGGCGUCCCCUCGCCGCGCUCACCUCCUCCUGACCAUCGCCGUUGUGCUGCUGCUACUCUGCCAUCUGGGUCGUGCAUUGCCAUUGCCUUCACCUUCGCCGCCGCCGUCGAACGCCGCGUCGCCGUCCUACCCUCCUCCGGCACCGCCCGUGCCGAAGCUGCCGCGCGGCCUGCCACGGAUCAUACCGGCGUGGCCGCUGCCGGUGAACCCGUUCACGGCGAAGGCGGCGUUCAUCCGGUACUGGAACCGCAAGGUGCGCGGCAACCGUCCGCACCCGGCCUUCUUCUUCGCCAAGCUGUCCCCGCUCUCGGCCCCCGACGCGGCCGCGUUCUCCACCCUGGCCUCCGCGGGGAAGCUGGCCUCCCGCAUCCGCGACUUCUGCGCCGCGGCGUCGCUGUUCUGCCCAUCCACCCCCGCGGCGUCCUGGUCGGCCGCGUCGUCGUCCUCGUCCGCGGAGGGCGCCGGCGGCGGCGCCGCCUCCUCCGGCGCCAGCGGCGGCGCCACUGCAGCUGGCUCCCCCGCGCCGUUCAAGAACUACGAGAACGGCAACUUCAGCAGCUACGGCAACAGCGGCGGCGGCGGCGCCGACCAGUUCGCUGUCUACUCGAGCGGGAAGAGCGGCCCCGUCGACUCGUUCAAGCGCUACGGCAAGGGCUCGCUGGGGCGGAACGACUCCUUCACCAACUACGAGGUCGGGGGCAACGUCGGGACAUCCAGCUUCAGCUCGUACACCGGCGGCGCCACCGGCGGCGCCGGGGAGUUCGCGGGGUACGCCGGGCAGACGAACACGGUGGCCGCGACCUUCGCUGCCUACGACUCCGGCGGCAAUGGGCGCGCGCACGAGUUCGCGGCGUACGCGCAGGACGCCAACUCCGGCGUGGAGAGCUUCACCAGCUACGGCAAGGCCGCCAACGGCGCCGCCGAGUCGUUCAAGACCUACGCCAACAACUCCAACACGAUCGCCUCCGGCUUCAUCACCUACGGCGAGAAGGCCAACGGCUUCAACGACUCGUUCGCGUCCUACGGCCUCGACGGGAACGCCCCCGAGAACACGUUCCGGAGCUACGCCUCCGGGAGCAACGCCGCGGUCGACGACUUCAAGGGGUACAGGGACCAGGCCAACAUCGGCGACGACAGCUUCACCUCCUACGCGAGCAACGCCAACGGCGCGGAGGCCGGCUUCGACAGCUACGGCAGGUCGACCAGCCCCGGGAGCGUGGCGUUCAAGGGCUACGGCCAGGGCUCCAACCCCAACCACCGCAUCGGCUUCGCGCACUACUCCGGCUACAACACCACGUUCAAGGCCUACUCCAACGAAGGCGUCGAGUUCAAGGAGUACCAGAACAUGUCAGAGAUGGAGGUAUCCAAGACGGCGGCGGCGGCGACGGCGGCCGGGCACAUGCAGCCGAGGUGGUCGCCGGAGCCAGGGAAGUUCUUCCGGGAGCGCGACCUGAUGAUGGGCAACCGGAUGCCCAUGCCGGACAUCGCCGACAAGAUGCCGCACCGCGCGUUCCUGCCGAGGGACAUCGCCGCCAAGAUACCGUUCGAGGAGGGCGCCGUGGCGGCGCUGUUCGGGGCGGCGCCGGGCACGGCGAUGCGGCAGGCGGUGGCGUCGACGGUGGCCGAGUGCGCGCGCGCGCCCAGCCGCAGGGAGACGAAGCGGUGCGCGACGUCGGCCGAGGAUGUGGUGGACUUCGCGGUGGAGAUGCUGGGCGGCGGCGGCGGCGGCGGCGGCGUCGCGGUGCGCAGCACGGAGUCGGCGGCGGGCGGCGGGCGCGACGUCCGGCUGGGCAGGAUCGCCGGCGUCGGCGGCGGCGGCGUGACGCGGUCUGUGUCGUGCCACCAGAGCCUGUUCCCGUACCUGGUGUACUACUGCCACUCGGUGCCGCACGUGCGGCUGUACGAGGCCGACAUCCUGGACGUGGACUCCAACCGGAAGAUCAACCACGGCGUGGCCAUCUGCCACCUCGACACGUCGGACUGGAGCCCCAGCCACGGGGCCUUUGUCGCGCUCGGCGGGAAGCCCGGCGAGAUCGAGGUGUGCCACUGGAUCUUCCAGGGGGACAUGACCUGGACCCUUGUCGAUUGAAGGCACAUCCACAAACAAACCCUUUGGGUUUUGGCCUUAGCUAGCUGUUGCUGCUUAACCGUCUUCUCGAUUUUGAGAGAAGCCUAAUUGCAAGUUCUGAUUACUUUUGUUUUCAAUUUAGAAAGAUUUCUUUUUGGACUUGUUGCUAAUACAAAUAUGUACUAGUAGUACUGUGUGGCCGAUCAAAUUGACUUUUAGCAUAGCCAAUCAAAUUAAGAAAACUAUUAAAUAGGUUAAUAAAUCUCUUGUUGGUGACAGUGGUUGUUUGGAA